CUGUAUUUCUGAUUUUCAUCCUGGAUUAUGGCAUUUACCUCUGUCCCUGACUCACCUAUAUAGAAGUGUUCUCUAUGGAGUGGGUCAAUGAGACUGUGGUGAGUGAAUUUGUCUUCCUCGGCUUUUCAUCUCUGGCUGGGCUGCAGCUGCUGCUCUUUGUUGUCUUCCUGCUCCUCUACUUGUUCACUCUGGGCACCAAUGCCAUCAUCAUUUCCACCAUCAUUCUGGAUAGAGCCCUUCAUACUCCCAUGUACUUCUUCCUAUCUGUCCUCUCCUGCUCUGAGACUUGCUACACCUUUGUCAUUGUACCCAAGAUGCUGGUUGACCUGUUGGCCCAGAGGAAGACCAUUUCCUUCCUGGGCUGUGGCAUUCAGAUGUUUACUUUCCUCCUCCUUGGCUGCUCCCACUCCUUCCUGUUGGCAGCCAUGGGUUAUGAUCGCUUUGUGGCCAUCUGUAACCCACUGCAUUACACAAUACUCAUGAGACAUGGGGUGUGUGUGAGACUAGUGGCUUCUGCCUGUGUCUGUGGCUUCACUGUCUCCCUCAUCACCACCUCACUGGUGUUUCACCUGCCCUUCCACUCCUCCAAUCAUCUCCAUCACUUCUUCUGUGACAUCUCCCCUGUCCUCAAACUGGCAUCUCACCAUUCCCGCCUUAGUCAGUUGGUGAUAUUCACGCUUGGUGUGGUUGUCUUAGUUAUUCCACUAUUACUUAUCCUGGUUUCCUACAUCCGCAUCAUCUCUGCCAUUCUUAAAAUCCCAUCCUCUGUUGGAAGAUACAAGGCCUUCUCCACCUGUGCCUCCCAUCUCAUUGUGGUAACUGUUCACUAUGGUUGUGCCUCUUUUAUCUACUUAAGGCCAAAGACCAAUUACUCUUCAAGUCAAGACACCUUAAUAUCUGUGUCUUAUACAAUCCUCACCCCAUUGUUCAAUCCAAUGAUUUAUAGUCUGAGAAACAAGGAAUUUAAAUCAGCUCUUCGAAGAACAAUGGGCCAGACUUUAUAUUCUGUUAAUUAGAAACAAGUUUCAACUAUUCAUGACUACCAUGU
This is a messenger RNA of Castor canadensis (American beaver), 1048 nucleotides long. It is a transcript of the gene Or10k1, whose product is annotated as olfactory receptor family 10 subfamily K member 1. Gene Ontology annotation, cellular component: membrane. NCBI's taxonomy places the organism in Eukaryota, Metazoa, Chordata, Mammalia, Rodentia, Castoridae. The record is from RefSeq and is a predicted model, not a curated record. Gene Ontology annotation, molecular function: olfactory receptor activity; G protein-coupled receptor activity. Gene Ontology annotation, biological process: G protein-coupled receptor signaling pathway.